Monosiga brevicollis MX1 is the source of this 1192-nucleotide messenger RNA. RefSeq lists its product as uncharacterized. The transcript is spliced from 3 exons. Gene Ontology annotation, cellular component: cytosolic large ribosomal subunit; ribosome. Gene Ontology annotation, molecular function: structural constituent of ribosome. Gene Ontology annotation, biological process: cytoplasmic translation. Bases 549 to 1076 code for a protein of 175 amino acids. The record is from RefSeq and is a predicted model, not a curated record. NCBI's taxonomy places the organism in Eukaryota, Choanoflagellata, Craspedida, Salpingoecidae.
GUCGUGUGCAUGUGUGUGUCGCCCCGAGCCACCUGCGAGUCGGGUCGGGUCUGUCUCCAUGCGUCCGUUCUUCUUCUGGUGCGGGAGGGAGUUUUGAUGGCAGCCCGACUACUCUAUCCAUUGGGGACCAGAACCAGUAUUGGUCCGGUGCUGCCAGCGUAGCGUGUGCAGGCUAUUGCGGUUGGCCCAACAUCAUUCUUUCGUUGUUGAGGUUGAGCUGAUUGCGAAAAACCUGGCCGGGCGGCGGGAUACAGCCACCUUUCAGCAGGGGCAUGCGUUGUCGGGGUAGCGCCUGUUUUGCAAUGUCGUUUGAGCCGAGUUAUAUCAUCGGACCUGCCUUUGUGGCACUUGUUGUUUUUUGCUUUCGUGUCUUUUUGUUUUUUUGGGGGGGAAGACAUAACGACCUUGACGCCAAGAUCGUGUGCCUUUUGGUCGUUGGGUCUUUGCUGGGCCGCUAGCCGUCUUCGUGCGCAGGUUUCGGAUGUUGUCAUGGCGCUUACCAACUCAUUCUCAUUGCUUUGGUUGUGUCUCUUUUGGCAUAGGUCAUCAUGGUUCGCUACGCUCGCAACCCCGACGAGGCCGUCGAAGCCAAGACCUGCAAGACGCGGGGCAGCUACCUGCGCGUGCACUACAAGAACACGCGCGAGACCGUUCACGCCAUCAAGGGCAUGACCCUCAAGCGUGCUCAGGCCUUCCUUGAGAACGUCAAGGCCAAGAAGGAGAUUGUCCCCUUCAAGCGCUACAACGGCUCCAUCGGCCGCAAGGCCCAGUGCAAGGCCUGGGGCUGGUCUCAGGGUCGCUGGCCCACCAAGUCGGCCGAGUUCGUGCUUGGUCUGCUCAAGAACGCCGAGUCCAACGCUGAGGCCAAGAACCUCGACACCGAGAAGCUCGUCAUUGAGCAUGGUCAGGUCAACCGCGCCCCCCACAUGCGCCGCCGCACUUACCGUGCGCACGGUCGUAUUAACCCCUACCAGUCGUCCCCUUGCCACGUCGAGAUGUGGCUGGUUGAGCGCGACGAGACCGUUCCCGCCGCCCAGGACUCGACCGGCCGCUCCAAGAAGGUGGUCUCGGCUUAAGCGUGCGUUCCCCUAACUGUCUCUGAGGCUUUUUGAGGCGCACACCCGGGCCGCGCCCUUUCUCCUGAUCCCGGACGGUCCGAACUCGCAGCAAUUGACCAUUUAUACAGAACCUU